CGAAGGCCGUUACUGUGGUGCCGUACACUCGUGUAGUAGAACGUCUCUCCCAUGCGAAUGUUUAACCGACGCGAUGGUGGCUAAAUCAGCCUGAAUGGUUUAGGGUCCGCCUGAAUGAUUUACGAGGACGCCCAUUGCUGCGGUCUUCAACUUACUUUUGGAACGCGAGAAGCCCCGCCUUAUCACUUUCUUGCGUGAAAUCUGGACCUGCCCUAUGCACCGAGCUGAUUCGAAGACGGUAUCGAUGAGAGUUUGGGCUUGUGAGCGGACCUACGAAAAGUCGCACCUCUUAACUCAAACAUGAAGCUCUCUCUUGUCUUCAGCGCGCUCGCAUCCAUCGUGGUUCUUGCUACGGCGUACCCCACGCAAGAAACCAUCGCGAAACGUUCCUACGUGGAGAAGCGCGAGGACCUUGACGCUACUCACGACUCUUACAAGGAUGUGGAGGAGCGCGAGGAAUUUGGCUCCAAUCUUUUCAAUUAUAACGAACCGUACUGAACUUGAUGUCAGGUUCUACGCAGGUCUGGCAUCGCUGCAGCCUCACCCACAAGUCACUUCCAUGUAUUACUACAUAUCAUGACUCCUUUAUCUGAUAUCUUGUUCCGGCUGAUACUAAAAAAGUGGCCAUACGCCCCGAAUAUAACGACCACUCGACAUCCCAUCAAAAUAUAGAGGAGAUCCUCUAAAAUCAAAGUUUAUUGUAUAUCCAUGGGGUGACUGUCUGACACCGAUCUUCCUUCCUUACCUUCCCUUUGUCUUAGGUAUCGAAGCAGAUGUCCCAACUUGC
This is a messenger RNA of Suillus subaureus, 787 nucleotides long. RefSeq lists its product as uncharacterized. The record is from RefSeq and is a predicted model, not a curated record. Bases 301 to 498 code for a protein of 65 amino acids. NCBI's taxonomy places the organism in Eukaryota, Fungi, Basidiomycota, Agaricomycetes, Boletales, Suillaceae. The transcript has 4 exons.